Molecule: messenger RNA, 4307 nt
Organism: Dermatophagoides farinae (American house dust mite)
Lineage: Eukaryota; Metazoa; Arthropoda; Arachnida; Sarcoptiformes; Pyroglyphidae
Biological process (GO): transmembrane transport
Cellular component (GO): plasma membrane
Molecular function (GO): ATP hydrolysis activity; ATP binding; ABC-type transporter activity
Source: RefSeq, a predicted model, not a curated record
UCCUUAAACUUGAAUGCUGAACAAAUGUUGGACACAUUUAUUCACAUCAAUGUUUAUAAACGAUUACAUGAAAAAUCAGCAUACACUAACUAUCAUAGAUUCUUGCAUCAAUCAUUCAGUGAGGGUUCCUUUUUAUUGCUUUUUCUUAAACACGCAAGUGUGAAGUUUUUUUUUCUGAACCUUUACUACAAAAAAUAAUAAACAGAUAUUAAUUUCAUUCAGAUUCAAACAACCAUGAAGGAAAAACAUCAACGACAAACUCCAAUAUCAUCAUCUUAUACGAAUCCGACUUUCGAAUCAAUAUCGAUCAAUAAUAACGAGAAACCGAAAUUACCGGCAAUAAAUGAUGUUUCGAUUGUAUGGAAAAAUCUUCGCUAUGAAAUUGCAAAUAAUGUGUUGGGUUUCGAUUGUUGUGGUGAUCGACAAAUUAUUAUUAAUCGUUUGAAUGGCCAUUUACAUUUUAAUAGCUUGAAUGGGUUUCUUGGCCCAAGUGGUGCUGGCAAAACUACAUUAUUGAAUUGUCUGAAUGGUGCAUUAUAUUCAGGUUUAAGUGAAGAUUCGGAAAUUUAUUUUGGAGAAUCAUCAAGUCGCUCAAUUCGUUUCAUUCAACAACACGUACAUGAAACAAUUAUUGGUCGUAUGACAGUUCGCCAAGUAUUGUACUAUGCAUUUUGUUUCAAAAAUCCUGGACAAAAAAAUCGAUUCUGUCAACAUACACAAGCUGUCUUGAAAGAAUUACUUCUAGAUGAAACUAUAUUGGAUAAUACAUUUGAAAAUUGUUCCGGUGGUGAACAACGUCGUAUCGCCAUUGCACAAGAAUUAAUGUCACUCAAUAAACCAACAUUUUUAUUUAUUGAUGAACCGACUACUGGUUUGGAUAGUCAUGCAGCAUUGUUGGUUAUGCAAUGUCUUCGACGAUUAAUAAUCAAAAGUCGAAUGACAAUUUUAUGUUCGAUUCAUGCACCUAGUUCGGAAAUAAUGGCCUUAUUUGACAAAAUAUAUAUUCUGGCUAAAGGUGGUGUAUGCAUUUAUUCCGAUUCACCAGAAAAUCUUCGCCCAAAGCUCAAACAAACAAUCGUUGAUCCUGAGAUUGUACAAAUGCUGGAAGAUUUGGAACAGCCACCUGUUGAAGUUUACCUAAAAAUUGCUUGUCAAGGUAUUAAUGAUAAGAAUGUACGACUGUUGGCAAAUAAAACUUUGCUUGAAGAACAAGAGCAAAUGGGUAAUGAGAAAUUUUCAUUUACAACGUUACAAUUUAUGCAGAAAGGUGUCAAAAAUGAUCAUCAAAUAUUUUCCCUCACUGAUUUUUAUCUGCAAUUAUGUCGAAUGUUUAAUAUUGUAUUCAUUGCCGAAUAUCGAACGUUAAUUUUUCAGGCAGCAUUCUAUGCGUUUAUUUUUCUAAUUACGGCUUCAUUGUUUGAUCAACGAAUGGUUCAGGCAGAAACUUGUUAUACAUUGAAUAUGGAUGAAGAAUCAAUGCAUAAUUUUACUUGUCGUGAUCGUUUAAAUGCCCAGUUUUUUAGUGAUCAAUAUAAGAUUUAUCAAGCUUAUAUGAUUGCAAUUAUUGGCAUGGGCAUUAUAUGCAUAUCGAGCAUUUCAUUCAUACCAAUUUUAAAAGUUUUCAAUAAUGAACAUCGUAAUCAAUGGUAUAGUAUGGGUGUUUUCUAUUGGUCAUUUGUCAUUGUUCGUCUUGUUGAAAUAACCAUAAUGGCUGUUUAUAUGACUGCAUCAAUCUAUUUCUUUGUCGAUCAUAGCUAUGUGGAUGAAAAUCGUAUCAAUUGGUUUCGAUUUGGACAUUUUGUAUAUUUUAUCUGGAUAUAUGCCAUAUAUCUACAAAGUAGUGGACAUAUUCUCAGCUUAUUAUCAUUGGGAUAUUUAGAAGUGGCUAUUCUUGGUGGUCUUACGGUUAUGAACGCUAUGACAUUCUGUACCGGUUAUAUGUUCUUUUUUGAACACGGUAACUCGGUGCUAGAAAUUAUGUCAGAAAUUAUACCAAUCAAACCGAUAACAAAUGGAUUGAUCUAUGCCUUUUAUGGAAUAGAUCGAUGCGAUCAAGAAACAGAAACAUCAUUUGUUUUAGAAGAUUUCGGUACCAAUCCAUUGACCGUAUAUAACGAAUUACAAAGAACGCUCAUCAUUAUUGCCUAUAUUCGUAUUGUAACAUUUUUGAUAAUGAUUAUUCGUUUCAGCUUGCGAAUUCAUCGAAAAACAUUCAUCCAAUCUAAUCAUGAUGCCGAUUUGUUGCCUAUAUAUUAUUCGGAGAUUUUUGAUUCACCUAAAAAACUUGAAAUUGAUAUGGAUAGAAUAUCUCGUACUAAAAAUGAUGAUGAAAUUGAAUUUGAAAAUUUUUCACGUGAAAAAAUUAUGAUUGCAUGGCGAUCGGUUACAUUAUUUGCAUCAAAAUCCAUUCAUGAAAUUCGAUCAGUUCAGGAUAUUCACGAAUCGAAACUAAUUCUUCGUGAUUUAAACGGACAAUUCCGAUUUGGUACAUUAAAUGCUUUAAUGGGACCAUCUGGUGCUGGGAAAACGUCACUGUUAAAAGUGUUGAAUGGUCGAUCAAAGACUCGAUUGAAUGUUGAAAGUGAAUUUUAUCUAAGCAAAUUCACACCAACAAAAACCUGUUAUAUCACACAAGAAGUUUCUGGUCAUCUGAUGCCCGGAAUGACAGCCAAACAAUUAUUGAUUUUUGCUUCACGACUGAAAAAUGUUUCCGAAGGAAAACACGUGGAUCAUGAAAGUAUUUCAUUGAAUAUCCUGAAUGAAUUAGAUCUUUAUGAAGCCAGAGACACGAUGGUCGAUCGAUGUUCUGGUGGUCAGCGAAAACGUCUAGCUUUAGGCAUUGAAUUAACAUCUUUACGAAUGCCAAAUCUGAUCUGUAUUGAUGAACCUACUAGUGGAUUGGAUUCAAAUUCAUCCGUAGUCGUCACAGCUUGUUUACGAAAAUUGGCACGUUUACAUAAUCUCUGCAUUAUUACCUCCAUUCAUCAACCGAAUACUGAUGUCUUAAUGAUGUUUGAUGAUGUUUAUGUUCUAGCCAAAGGUGGUGUUUGUGUCUAUUCCGGACAUCCAAAUGAAAUACGGCAACAUUUAUCACAACAUUCAGCCAGCAAUGAUGUUCAUAAAGAUUUGUUUCCCAUUGAAGAAUUAAUAAAAUAUUCUUGUCUCGACCACAAUAAUUUUCAGGUAAAAAAUCUAGUACAAGCAACUAAGACAAAAAUUCUUGACAAAAAUUCUUACAACCUGAAUGAAGAAACACAAUUGGUAUUGGAUGGCAUACCAAAUAAUCGUGUACGAUUCUCAAUACAUUCGAUUUGGAUAUUAAUCAUUCGUUAUUGUUAUUUUAUUCGUGGAUUCCAAUGGAUACAUUUAUUAAUCUUUCCAUUAUGUUUAUUGAUUGAUGGUUUAAUUAUGGGCCUCAUAUUUGAUCCUAAGAUUGCUUUGCCUUCAGGUUGUAUCAAUCUUGAAGAUGAUUUUAAUAAUACUUGUGCUCGUACUGAACAACAACUAACAGAUGAAUCGGAUUUACGAACAAAUUUCGCCUAUACUGUUACUCAUUUGAAUAUGUUUCUCAAUUUGAUUAUGCUUCAGAGUGCUUUAAUGUUCUCCAAAGAUUUCGUUUAUUUUCUUAAUGAACAUCGUAAUGGCUGGUAUAGCACUGGUGCAUUUUAUGUGAUGAAAAUUUCCAUAGAAAUAUUGCCCUUGUUUUUGAUAGCUUUUCUAUUUGCUUAUGAAAUUAAUAUCUAUGAAGUCGUUCGUCCACGUAUCUACUUUUGGAUUGUCGCCUUAUUCAUAUUGGGUGCAAUGGCUUUACAAGGUGCUGGAUAUUUAUUAUCAAUUUUAGCUACCGGUGAUUUCACUACACUUAUAACUUAUUUUGUUGGUUUAAGUACUUUUGCCGUAAUGCUUAGCAAUUCAACAUCACCUGUACAUCGUUUGCAUUAUAUUUACCAGUUCCUAUCUUGUUUAUCACCAUUUCGUUUCGUAUUUGAAGCUUUAAUUUUGUUAGAAUAUGGAUUUGGUCGAUGUGGUCGAAAACAAAUACAAGUCAUAUUGUAUAAAUUACAUCUAACCCAUGAAGAAGAUGAUUUAUUUUUUUCUAUACUAAUGCUGGUUGUCAAUAUCAUCGUCUAUCGUUUACUAGCAUUUUUAGUAUUAUGGAUCAAAUCUAAUCCUUAUCAAAAUCGACGAACUCGUGCUGAUCGUAUAUUAUAUCAUCAUGGGACAUUAGCACCAUCAAAUGCUACAAUACCAGGAUUGUCUUGUCAUAAUGAAUUUACUAUACAUCAAAUAUCCAUAUGAGCCAUACA